GUGUAAUAAUACCAUCCUUUUAUAUUUUAAAACAAGUCCCUCUCUACUUAAAUUGUCGGUGAAUCCCGCUGCGCUGUUUCGCUGUGCAGCUCUAGAAAAGUUUUACAUAAAGUCCAAACUUUCCAUCAGCGUGAGGCAGAGGACAUUUUCAUAAUUUCUUUUUAAAAACAACAGCAAUAUAAAACAGUUGAAGGCUCGAUCUCCUCCAGCAACAACAUGAAUGAAUCAGCAACCAUAAAACCGAUCAUAUUACCUUUUUUUUUUUUUUUUUUUUUUUACUUUAUUGACAAAUUAAGAAGUGCUUUAACUGCUUAUGUAGUUGCACUUGAGUUGGAUUAAUGUAAUGCAGCAAAAGAUUUUAAUGUCCUUCACCACAGUGUAGAAAUCCACAGGCAGCCUGGUAAGUGAAGGCACAGUGGCGCCACCUGGUGUCGUGAAACCGGAACUGUCCGGUUGAUCCGGUCUUCGUCAGCCAACCAGGAAAGAGGGCUUGACGUGAUCUGGACUGAGGCGGAUGGGACCAGAAACCUUUGUUCUGUCCCUGCUCCCGAUGCGAGAAUUUUAAAAUAAAGGGGGCAAAAAAAGAAAACAGGAGCCGGUUCAUGCCUCCUUCAGCACCGCGCUUGCAUCGUGAGGGCAGGCGAUCGCCGAUGGACGCUUUAUUAAUCAGAAAAUAGCGGUAUUUAUUUAUUCGGCUCUCUCGAUCGGUUCCCUGGUCGCUACAGCCCGAGGGGGGGAGACAUCUGGACGGUGCUUUUUUUUCCCCCCUCUCUCUCUGUCAGCUGCUAAAUGGAAAUAAAAUACGGGAUUGAAAGCGGAAGCAGUCGAGGUAAUGAUCUUCCAGUCCGCUAUCUGCGCCUCCUGGCCCCGCCCUUGCAGCUCUUAUCAGCUGCAGUGUGGCAAGUAGUGCAGCAGGGACUCGUGGACCACUAUGGGAUGCUGGAGGAGUUUGUUACCAUGGUGACAGAGCUGGUCCCAGAGCUGAUGAGCUACAGUCAGAGGGCUCAGCUCAUCCUGGGACUCAGGGCCCGGCUGGUUCUGGAGAUGUGUCGAGGCGAGCACCCAGCGGACAUGCAGACCAUUCAGCCACAUCUGGACAGAAUUAAAGCCCCUGUCAGCACUGCCAAGGAUCACCACGUGACCAUCGACCAGGUGGAGGAAUCUGAGGUGAACUUUGUGGAGUUGGUGCAUUCUUUGCUGGAGGAUCCGUCUGAAAGAAAAUACUUCUUCCAGGAAAUCUUCCCUGUGUACUUUGGCUCAAAGUACGAUGCAGCGCUUGAGAUGCUGGUGUGGGAGUUCAUAUCAAGGCUGGAGGAGCUGCUGCCAGUUCCAGACUUCACACAGUUGGCAGCUUUGCUCGGAGACGCUCCGUCAUUCCUGGACGACUGUUUACAAUCAUUUUUCCCCCCAGAGGACAUGAAGGCUGUACUUGAACACCACAGAAACCUCGGACACUUUGAGGAGAAAGAUCCUCGAUUAUUACCAAUGGAUGACUGCAUCCUCUCCUCCCUGUCUCUACCUCCUGGCACCAAACCCGUCAUGAAUGCCACCUCCUGCUCACCUGCAGGCGAACGCGUCGAUGCUUCCUUCAACACGAGUAGGAGGAGCUCAGAGGCAGCGGGACAAAGACUGAAGGAGACGAGAGACUCCUGGCAGCUGCAGGUUAGAGGUGGGAACAUUUCUCAGGAGAGGAAAGCACCAAGCGCUAUUAGUGCACGGCCAUGUGAUGAAACCAUAGACCUCACUGCAUCUAAUGAGACUGCGGACACAGAUUCAACAGCUGAUGACAACAGCCAAAGUGUGACUGGAGUGCGGGUUCUCAGGAAGAGGAAGCUGAGCGGCGGUGUGGAGGUUCCCUCUAAACAGCCUGCGGAGGCCGCACCUUUCUUGGAUUCAUCAGUGGACGGUGAGAAUUCAGGUGAAUCUCCUCUAAUCUCGAUAUGGGGAGAAUAUACAGACUCUCAGGAACGCUCUUUCCCAGCUGUAACGGACACAAAAGUUCCCUGGUCGGACGAGGAGACGCUCAAUCUGCUCGACAUAUGGGGGAAGGACUCGGUGCAGCGGGCUUUGAAGGGCUGCUUGAAGAACCGUCACAUAUUCACGCAGAUUGCACAGAAGAUGGCAGAGAGAGGCUACAUGAGAACAGUGGAACAGUGCCAGACCAGGAUCAAACGACUGAAGAAGUGCUUCCGCCAGAACAUCAGAGGGAACUCCAGGAUGGAGUGUAAAUUCUACGAGCAGCUGCAGCGAGUACUCGGCUCCUCGGCUUCCUCAGUCCUUCCUGAGAUCACCUAUGAUGUUGAAGAGAUCAUCGAUGAGGACGAGUCCCAAGACGGAGACGAGGACUUGCAGUUUGUCGGCCAAACGAGCCGACUGGAAAUCGGAACUAAAAGUGUUCCAUGGACAGACUUUGAGACGUUGGCCCUCAUCAACACGUGGGGAGAAGACAAGAUGCAGCAUGAGGUACGAGGCGUGCACAGAACCGGACACGUUUUCUCCACCAUAUCCAGCAAGAUGGCCGCCCAGGGCUUCUCCCGAACACCAGAGCAGUGCCAAACAAGGCUGAAAAGGGUGAAAUCGAGUUUCAGGCAAUGCUACGAGAACAACAUGAAGGGACUGGAGCAAGUUGAGUGCAAGUUUUACAAUGAACUGGGAAGAAUUCUGGUGAAGGACUUCCCUUCAGUGUCGCAGCUGGAUGAACCACCAGGAGAUCCUGAAGACAGCGACUUCACUUCCUUCUCCCAUCAGGAUAUGGAGUCUGCUGCGGGCGUUCAGGAGGAGAGGAAGAAAGUUCCCUGGUCGGACAAAGAGACCAUCAUCCUCCUGGAGAUCUGGGGAGACCCGCAGGUCCAGCAUGGUAUGAGGCGUUACCCACACAACGGUCACAUUUUCACAGAAAUAUCAGAAAAGCUCAGUGCCAACGGCUUCUCCCGCAGCCCCGAUCAGUGCCACACCAGGAUCAAACGGCUGAAAGCCAGCUAUCGGCAGUGUCAGGAAAACAUGAGCUCCUCUGGGACUGACAGAGUGGACUUUAAAUUCUACGACCUGCUGGAACAAAUCCUGGACAAGCAGCCGUCAACGUCCUCCACCGUGGUGACGGACUCCAUCGAGAUAUCAGAAGACUCCAAUGGUGAAUCAGUGCCUGAAACAGAUGGAGAAGUCGGCAUGACGACAGAAAAAACGGGGCCGAGCUCAUGGUCAGAUGAGGAGACCUUCGCGCUCAUCGAGAUUUGGGGCGACGAAGACGUCCAGAGGGCGCUGAGGGGUUUCGUCCACAACGGACACGUUUACGCAGAGAUUUCGGAGAGAAUGCAAGACCUCGGCUACUCGAAAACCUCGGAGCAGUGCCGCUGGAAGGUCAAGUCGCUGAGGAACAACUUUCGACAGUGCUACGACAAGAAGAAAUGUGGAAGAAGAGUAGAUUAUAGAUUCUACAAGCAGCUGGAACAAAUACUUGGACAUGAGGCAGUUUCUGUUGAUGAGUAUGAUGAAAAAGAUGAACAGGCAGACCCAGAUCCAGGUGCAGAGGGUGUGAACGCAGCAUGGACGGAGCAGGAGACGGUGGCUCUCGUUGAGGUGUGGGCGGCAGACGACAUGCAGCACAGCCUGAAAACCUGCAUCCGCAACAGCCACAUAUUCGCCGAGAUAUCGGAGAAGAUGGCCUCCAUUGGAUACCUGAGGACGGCGGAGCAGUGCCACAACCGGAUCAAAAGGCUGAAGAAGACUUACAGGCGUUACUGCAACAACCGGAGAAGCGGAGGGCGGACCGCGGUGUACAGAUACUUCGACCUCCUGGCUCCGGUGCUCGGUGACAAUUCCGCGUACCCUGAUGUGGACAUUAGUGCUGCAGAGGCCACCGUGCAACCUCUCAUGGGCAAUGAUCCUGACAUGUACGAGCAGCCCUCAGCCAGCCACCUCCUGGCUGAAAUGAGCAGAAAGAUGCCCUGGUCAGACCAGGAGACUCGCACCCUGCUGGAGGUCUGGGGGGAGGACAGCGUCCAGCUCAGCCUGAGGGGCUGCCUGAAGAACCGCCACGUGUUUGAGUACAUCUCUGAGAAGAUGAAUGACCGAGGGUUCAUAAGGACCACGGAGCAGUGCUACUCCCGCAUCAAGCGCCUUAAAUACGGCUUCCUCCACGAAAAGGAGGAUUUUAAAUUUUACAGCGAGAUGGAUGAAAUCUUCAGGAAGGAGCUGAAAGCUGACAAACCCACCCCGGACACGUCGGUUACCGAUGAGCCUGAUGACUACACACUAGUGCCUGCUCAAAACAAAGUUGCUUCAGGUACGCAGUGGGCGGCUGACAGCACUAAGCAGACCUGGGGCGACGGGGAGACAGAGGCCCUCUUGGCCAUAUGGGGGAGCGAGGAGAUCCAGGAGAACUUAAAGAGCUGCACCAAGAACAGACACAUCUACAUCCAGAUCUCUGAGGUCAUGGCCAACCAGGGCUACCUGCGCACUCCUGAACAGUGUCAGACCAGGAUAAAGAGGCUGAGGGCCAACUUCCGACACUUCCUCGAGGGCAGAAAAGGAGACAAACAGGAAUGCAAGUUCUUCGACCAGUUGGUGCAAGUAUUUGGCAGCAAGUAUGUGAUAAACUCGGACCCCCUGGCUGACGAUGUAGCCGAUGGCCUAGAGACCUGAAACUGUCCAUCAUCUCCAGAGUGAAGUCACGAGGACACAGCAGCUGCAGACCGAUGGAGGAACGUCCACAAGUCGAUGUAACUGUUACAUUAGCAGCGGUGGAGCGCAGUAACUUACAGCUGACAGAAGAGGACCUCUCCAGGCUCGCUCAAAUCUUUGCCUCUGUACAUACUUCAAAUACUUCUACAUUCUUCAUAUACGCAGACCGAAUUGGCGGCUGUAGUGGUGUGUGUGUGGGUGUGUGUAUGUGUGUGUUUCAUCCCUCCACCAGAGUGUCUUUGUGAUUAUUUACAAUAGAGCCAUGAGACUAAAAACCAGGACGCUCAGGGCCCGAAGGACAAACAUGGAUCUCUGAUCUUGACCUGGUGGGAGUCGCACAAAACACUGUUCUCCUCCAGGAAACAUGGGUUUUUUUAACGUGUAUUUAAUUAUUUUCUACUUGAACUAAAACAGCGAUUCAAAGCACAUGCAAAAAAAAAAAAAAAAAAGAGAAAUACACGCAAGGCCUCUAUUACUGUAACCACAGCACACGUUUGCUUUUUUCGUCUUAACUCUCGCUUGUUAAAGCUUUCUGGUUGUAUGCUCGUUUGAGACGUAUGAAAUCUGAGUUGUGAACAUUCUACUGAAAAGGAUUAUUCUUAUUUUUUACACUGAAUGAUUGGAUCUCUUCCGGAAUUCUAUUUAUUUAAGUUAUUGUUUACACAUGUAUUUAACAAUUUGCUUUAAAAGCACAUUUUUUUUCCCCCACAAAGAUGUUGAGGACUUGUCACACCCAUUAAAAGAAACUUGAUAUGUGCGAUUCAUAAUUAA
Acanthopagrus latus (yellowfin seabream) is the source of this 5451-nucleotide messenger RNA. RefSeq lists its product as uncharacterized. NCBI's taxonomy places the organism in Eukaryota, Metazoa, Chordata, Actinopteri, Spariformes, Sparidae. Gene Ontology annotation, biological process: regulation of telomere maintenance via telomere lengthening; telomere capping. The transcript is spliced from 24 exons. Gene Ontology annotation, cellular component: shelterin complex. The record is from RefSeq and is a predicted model, not a curated record. Bases 790 to 4641 code for a protein of 1283 amino acids. Gene Ontology annotation, molecular function: telomeric repeat DNA binding.